Aspergillus heteromorphus CBS 117.55 is the source of this 959-nucleotide messenger RNA. RefSeq lists its product as uncharacterized. Lineage: Eukaryota; Fungi; Ascomycota; Eurotiomycetes; Eurotiales; Aspergillaceae. Bases 64 to 798 code for a protein of 244 amino acids. The transcript has a single exon. The record is from RefSeq and is a predicted model, not a curated record.
GGGGCGGUGAGUACCUAGUGCCAACUGAACACGUGAUCUAAUCGGGCCCAAACCAAGUUCGGAAUGCGGCCUGGCCUGCCUCAACUGCACACCCCACCCAAUCUUUCAACAUCAACGAACCCCAACAACACUAACCCCCGUUUGCUCGUCUGCACUGUCGCUAUCCAAGCACUGUACCUCCACCCUCAAACCAACCGACUACUCAACCAAGCACCCACCCGUCCACCUUUCCACCCACCUCCCAUCUACAGUGUACCACGAGCCCCCCCCUUCUCCCCAGACCCAGAAACACCGCUCCAAGAUCCAGUCAACCAGCCACGCAAUCAUCGCGCCACCUUUCAAAACACGCCACUCCCCACCAACCCCAGACAAGAAGAGAGAAACGCAAACAGAGAUACAACACACAGCAGCAACGUCCCACAGUGCCACCCAGCGCCGUCCGCGCUUUACCAGGGCCAAUGUCUACCACUGGGCGUAACAAAUGGACUGGAUCGGGUUCUAGCGAGGACGGUGAGGACAAAGGGCGUGGUCGCAUUUGUCGGGCAUAUACAGAGAGAGAGAGACAGGGUCAAUUCUACGCUGGGAAGGUCAUCUCGGCGGGCACUCUGGUGGGUGCUCGUGAGAGCGUGGAUAUGCGUAGUGGAUACUACGGAUUGGGGGGGCGGGCAGGCGCAGAGUGAACGGAGCGGAGACGACGGUGGAGAGAUCACCUACCUACUCUUUGAUCUACACUCUGUGGGACGUCGAGGGAACCUCCGAUCGAACGGUGGCCAGUGGCGCUGGAGCAUCACUAAGUAACAUACCGUAGCUGUAGUUAGUACGCAACCGUGGUUUGUACGUACGUAGUCUACGCCUUGGAGGGGGGUUGGGUGUCGUAUACCUAUCGAUAGACCCUGUUGCCAUCUGCUCUGGGAAGCGGGCGUCAUAUUUUCUGACCCUUGUUGAAAUGCCCGACAAAG